Molecule: messenger RNA, 639 nt
Organism: Closterium sp. NIES-65
Lineage: Eukaryota; Viridiplantae; Streptophyta; Zygnematophyceae; Desmidiales; Closteriaceae
Source: the annotation of a GenBank genome assembly
AUGACUACGGACUGGCCCAUUUACGACCGGGCUGUUGGCCCCGUCACCACCCCUCUAGGCCCCUCGCGGCCCCUUGGCGGCCCCGUCGCCACCCCUCUAGGCCCCUUGCGGCCCCUUCACGGCCCCGUCGCCGCUCCUCGCGGCCACGUCGCCGCCCUUCACGGCCCCGUCACCGCCCCUAGCGGCCCCGUCGCCGCUCUUCGCGGCCCCAUAGCCGCCUCUAGCGGCCCCGUCGCCGCCCUUCGCGGCCCCGUCGCCGCCUCUACCGGCCCCGUCGCCGCUGAGCCGCCCAGCAGCCGAGCCACCCAGAAGCCGAGCAGCCGAGCCGCCGAGCUGCCCAUCCGCCGAGCCGCCGAGCCGCCCAGCAGCCGAGCCGCCAAGCCGCCCAACAGCCGAGCCGCCGAGCCGCCGAGCAGCCGAGCUGCCGAGCCGCCCAGCAGCCAAGCCGCCGAGCCGCCAAGCCGCCCUGCCGUCGAGCCGCUACUGUCAGUGCCGAGCCGUUGCCACCGCGGCUACAGCCCUCUGUUCCUACAGUGUGAUCGGGCCGACGGACUCUCCCUAUUCGAUCUCACCUCUAGUGCCUCUCCUGCCCUGCCUACUGACGCUGACAGCACUGUUCGCUCACAGUGUGCACUUUAG